UGGGCGUUUGCUGCUCUUGGGGAACGGGAAAACUGAGGCUCCCUCUGGGGCCCGGGGCUCCGGGCCACGGGGAGAAAUGCUUUGGAAAAUUGGCCUUUUUGUUCCGCCUCUCCACUCCGAGCAUCCUUCGACUGCCCACCCCGGAACCUGCAGGCUGGCUUUGUUUGCCCCAGCUGGCUCUCCAGUUCCGCCCGCCCUCGUCGUCGGUGCCUCAGUUCCUGAAGCUGCUGACUUCUCACAGCUGGAACUGCGGGCCUAGGGCAGCGGAUGGCGCCCAAGAGUUUGGUGACAUCUGCCCAACCAGGUUGGCGCCCCGCACGUCGUGCUUCUCGCUAGCAAAGUUUCUCUGUGAAAAGAAGCCCCUCCAGCGGCCUCUGGAUCCGGUAGCGCGUGCGCGGGCGCUGCUUCUCUCCCCGGAGGCUGCGCUUGGGGACCGGGUUGUGGCUUUGCUCCAGCACUAGGGCCGGCGGCCCGCGGGGGCGGAGCUUGGGGAAUCCGAGUAGCUGUCCUGGGAACCCUCCACUCGGCGCGGGUCUGGAGAGAGCCGGCGAGCAGGCGGGCGGGCGAGCCGAUAGCCACAGCCUAGCAAUAGCUAGGGUACCUAGGCACUGAGAUGAAUCACCAAAGGAACGCUCGGGCAGCGCCCCAUCUUCUGCCCCGGCUCAGUUCUCGGCUGAUUUGAGAGGGCGCCACUGGUCAGGACUCCUCGAGAGGAGCUGCUGAGCGUCGGUGUCCCGGACAGAGUGGGUACACGCCUGCCUUCGGGCUGCGCAAGGAGGAGCAGCCACGGAAACAGCUGUUGCCAUGAUUGUUCACGUGCCUGGAACUGGACUCCCGACUGGGCGCUAAAAUGCUUGCUUUGCCUUGUCCAAGUUUUACGGCACUUAUGUUGACGAUUGGAAUCCUGGGCCAAUCAAGAGCCAAAUUCAAAGUGGUACUCCUGGACUCUCCAUCCCAGGCUCCAACAAGUCUAAUUUGAGACUAGGAGAGAGAGAUCUCCUAAUCUAUCAGAUCUCCGUUCCGGAAUUGGACUUGAUAGAUCUCUUCACUAAUACUUGGAAAGUAGUGGCUACAGGGUUCGCUUGGGGGUGAGGGUGAGGGAUGCUCUGAAGAUCAGACCACAACACUCAGAACCUCGACAAUGGACCAAGUUUAUGAAAUUCCUGACGAGCCAAACGUGGAUCCCAUUUCAUCUCUGGAGGAAGAUGUCAUCCGUGGGGCCAACCCCCGAUUUACUUUUCCAUUUGGCAUCCUCUUUUCUACCUUUUUGUACUGUGGGGAGGCUGCAUCUGCCUUGUAUAUGGUUAGAAUCUAUCGAAAGAAUAAUGAAACCUACUGGAUGGCAUACACCUUAUCCUUCUUUAUGUUUUCAUCCAUUAUGGUCCAGCUGACUCUCAUUUUUGUCCACAGAGAUCUGGCCAAAGACAAGCCACUAUCAUUGUUUAUGCAUCUCAUCCUCUUGGGACCUGUUAUCAGAUGUUUGGAGGCCAUGAUUAAGUACCUCACACUAUGGAAGAAAGAAGGACAGGAGGAGCCCUAUGUCAGCCUCACCCGAAAGAAGAUGCUAAUAAAUGGCGAGGAGGUGCUGAUAGAAUGGGAGGUGGGCCACUCCAUCCGGACCCUGGCUAUGCACCGUAAUGCCUACAAACGUAUGUCACAGAUCCAAGCCUUCCUGGGCUCAGUGCCCCAGCUGACCUAUCAGCUCUAUGUGACCCUGAUCUCUGCAGAGGUUCCCUUGGGUAGAGCUGUGCUAAUGGUCUUUUCCCUGAUAUCUGUCACCUAUGGGGCUACCCUCUGCAAUAUGUUGGCUAUCCAGAUCAAGUACGAUGAAUACAAGAUUCGCCUUGGGCCCCUAGAAGUCCUCUGCAUCACCAUCUGGCGCACAUUGGAGAUAACUUCUCGCCUUGUGAUCCUGGUGCUCUUCUCAGCCACCUUGAAAUUGAAGGCUGUGCCCUUUCUAUUGCUCAACUUCCUGAUCAUCCUCUUUGAGCCUUGGGUCAAAUUCUGGAGGAGCAGUGCUCAAAUGCCCAAUAACAUUGAGAAAAAUUUCAGCCGGGUCGGCACCCUGGUGGUGCUGAUCUCUGUUACUGUCCUCUAUGCUGGCAUCAACUUCUCUUGCUGGUCAGCUUUGCAGUUGAAAUUGGCAGAUAGGGACCUUGUUGAAAAAGGUCAAAACUGGGGACAUAUGGGCCUGCACUAUAGUGUGAGAUUGGUAGAGAAUGUGAUCAUGGUAUUGGUUUUUAAGUUCUUUGGAGUCAAAGUGUUACUGAAUUAUUGUCAUUCCUUGAUUGCCUUGCAGCUCAUCAUUGUUUAUCUGAUUUCCAUUGGCUUCAUGCUCCUUUUCUUCCAGUAUUUGCAUCCAUUACGCUCACUCUUCACCCACAAUGUAGUGGACUACCUACACUGUGUCUGUUGCCAUCGGCACCCUCGGGGCAGGGUUGAGAAUAUGGAGCCAUCUUUUGAUGCUGAAGCAAGGCAAAGCAUUGUCUGAUUCUGUCUUCUGGCUAUUUGGGGAUGGGUUGCAUAUUGUCAAGAGCAACUGUGAAAUUGAAGGAGAGGUAUGAGGCUCACUGGUGAGUACUCACCAGGAUAUUUUCUUGACUUUUCUGGUAAGCCUGUCAGAUGAAAGAGCAGCUCCCAAAUAGGCUUUAUUUCCAUCAAAUUGACUGUUAUGUUUGAACACCAGGGUAGCCACUAUAUACUCAGAAAAGUCAGAGAGACCAUUCACAUUCCUCCCACCAAAGCCAGCUUUCUGCCUACCCUAUGGGAUUCUCUGUGACCUUCUAGCUCUGCUUGUUUGCUUAAGGCAUUACUGAACCUCCCCCAGGCUGAGCUGAAGGGCCAGAAUCCCACCAGAAUAUAUCCUGACCCAAGGAUAUGACUGAUUACUAGCUGUGGGUACCUCCCAGUAAACAGUCUGACUAAUAUGGAACCUAUAACUCUAAGUGUUCUGGGGUCUUUUAAUUCCAAUGAGAAACUCUGGUUAAUAGGAAAACCCCCACCAUAAAAGAGCUUUUCCCCAAAAGAGUUAGCUCUCCAUCAGGAUUUUACGAGUAAUCAUUCAUUCAAGGGGCCUUUCUUUUCAGUGGCCCUUCAUAGAUAGGCACACCUUGAGGAGGAAGUGCAGAGUAGGAUUCUUUCAGGGCAUAAGCCAGAAAGACUUUUUCUCAGGGACCUGUAUGAACCUCCAGCUUGUUGAGUGGAGUGGUUGAGUAAAAUCUUUUACUUUGUGCCUCAUAUCAGGGAUUCCCCCUACCCUGGCUUUUGUGUGCUCUUCAUGUUGUACUACUUGAUGUGAACCUCAGAGAAGCUGAGCUAUAAUUGAAAAUGUUUCUAAUGUGUAGAAGAAAGGAAGAUUGCCUUGUGUCUCCUAGUGUCCUGCGUAUUUUGUUGAUUUGUUUCCUUAGGGGAGAGAGAGGUAGUAAUUGCCGGGACAUCACCUUCAUGUUGUUUGGGGUUGGGACGGUGGCUAACACUCCAUGGUAGAGAGAAGGCAAAGGAGGGAAACCACAUCACAUUAAAUCAUUGUUGGUCCUGGUUUCUGCUCACAGGAUUUUAUUUCCUAGUAAGGAGCUUAUGUUUAUCAGCCCUCUGCUCAUCCCCACACCCCCAGAAGAUGAAUGCAGGUCUCUCUUUCUCAUAUAUCUCAAUGUUUACAUCUCACAUCAGUUGGGUGUUUUGAUAGGGAUAUCUGCUGGAUGCCUCUAAGGUAACCAAAGACUUGAGGUUACUAUGGCCAUAUGCCUGUCGGGACCAAGUAAUCCAGCAUUCACCUGACUGCUGCUUGCUCCGCACAGACUAGGAAAUGAGAACAGCUCCUAGUAGUGUGUACCAGUUGCAGCCACCACACUGCUGUGAGGAAUUGUGAACACUCUGACCUAGGGCUUCUUAUCCCCAUCCAAUUUUACUCUUGGGAUGGUGCUGAGAAUUUAGCCAUUUCUCUGCCUCUUACCCAGUGUUGGGACAUUAAGUUGGGGGAGCUCCCUCUUCUAAGUAGCAGGGCUCUUAGCCAGAAUUGUCCUAUUUCCUGCCAUGUCUAGUGUGGGUUUCCCCCCUUCAACCACUGUUUGGGACUAAAAGGAUUGGAUACUUAAUUUGAGGGAGAGUGAAGUGACUUACUUCGGAGCAGUGGAAAUCUCCUUUUUCAGCCUAGCUCCCUCAUUCUGUCUUUCAUAAUGAAGAGACUUAGGUUGUCGUCAGAAACUUCACACUGUUGUUUUCUGUGUUAUUCAACAUGAAUUUGAAAGAAAUAAUUUUUCAGACCUCCAGAAGAACAAGCUAUGUCUUUGGAAUUCAAGCAAGAAUUUCUCCUCACUGGUUAAUAUGCCCCCAUAAAAAGCAGAAGCAUGCAGGACUGUAAUUUGGUCCAUAAAAGUCAUGUGAAUCAGCUACUUAAGGAGUGGGUGGUAUGGGAACAUAGAGACACACACUGAGCCAGACGGGGUAAUUAGAGAUAGAAUAGAGAUACACAGGGCAGAAAAGUGUGCCUUGGUACUGGACAAGGCAUAUUUUCCCCUAUAUAUGCUCCCCAGCUUUAGUGACUUAAUGUGUCUGGAAUGCAGGGAAUUUAGGGCAAGGGGUGUGGAACAGCUUCCAACCUGAAAAGCCUGCUAACCUUACCCAAGGAGAAGAAAGUCUAGUGAUACAUUAUGCAAAUGAACCCUCAGAAGCUCCUAUAGGUGCUGGCCUUUCUGAACCACAGCAAUUUUCCAGAUACACAGGAGAAGGAGGAAUUGUAAAAUAUGGUGGUGGGGCAGAGAAAGUGCCCCUUGGCCUUUUCUUUAAUUGACUACUCUCUUUUUAGUCUGUGAUAUCUUAAAGUAACUUGUGUCUGGGUAAGUCUUAGUGGAAGAAGAGGCAGAAAUGGGGCCACUAAAUGGGUCAUGGAAGAGGAAGGCAGAACCAUGAAGUUUGGGGAAGUGAGAUAGGCCAUUGUAAUAACAGCUAUUCUCAUGUUAUUAGAAAUUUGGUAGGCUAAGUAUAGGCUAAUGAACUUGUUAAGAAAAUGCAUUAAACUAAUAGUUGUCAAUUUUAUUUGCUCCACAAAUGCUUCAAAAACUCAGGGCAUAGAACUGUGAGGCACUGUAGGAGAAUUAAUAAUUGAUAUUUAUGAGCACUUACUGUAUGUCUGGCACAGUGCUUUUAUGUGCAUUGUUUCAUUCAGUCUGCAGAAUAACCCUUAUGAGGUAGGUAAUCCAACUCUUGUGAGGUAAGGUUAUAAUCCCCCAUUUUACAGAUGAAGGUACUAAGGCACAGGAAAAUGAAGUGACCUGCCCAGGGUCAGAGCUAAUAUAAAGCCAGAACUCAGUCUUAGACACUCUGGCUCCAGAGUUUACCCUCUUAAUCAGGACACAAGCCUCUAAGUCUUCGUAGGUCCUUCGUGAAAUUAUUUUAAUAUAUUAGUGGUUUCAGGGAUAUUUUCUGGACUAUGGCUGGGACCACAUUAAGCAUUGUUUCUCACAAACACUCCUUAUCAAGGGGCAACCCUCAGUUCACGAGAGAGAGAGAGAGAGAGAGAGAGAGAGAGAGAGAGAGAAGGGUCAUGUACUAAAAGGCCUGGGAUGAGAACUGAGUGUGUUCACAUGUACUUGUAGGUUGGUACUGUGAGCGGAGGUUUGGUGGGGGAGGAUGGGGAAGGGACUCAUUUCCCAUUCUACUUUCAGGAUUUUGUCUCCUAUAUGUUUUUAAACACAUACCUUCCAGACCCUGGUCAUGGGAAUAAAACUGGAGGGCGUGUUUCCUACUCAGGUUUGUAUGAAUUCUUCCCCUGAGAAACAGGCAGUCAGAGCAUGGCACUGCUGAAGCCCAUUCUCUUAUACUUCUUGCCAACACUGCCCUUGCUCCCACUGAGAAGCUGAUUCCUAGUUCUGGAACACACCAUAGGAGGUGGUCAGUGGAGAAUACUGCACUCCCCCAGCUAUAAUAGUCCUGAGAACCUAAAUCAACCUUCAGAGCUCUUCCAGCUUGCUGCCUCACACCUGCAUCUCACAAUGUCAUGCUCCUUUUCAUUACAGAGUUGAUUGCUACUUCCCAGGGUGGGGACAGGGUGGGCAGCUGUAAGGCAGGGUCCUUACCAGGACAUUUCAUCUAAACCCAUGGGGCUCUGUCUCUGAGAAGUCCUUUAGUACAAAAUCAGUUGACUCCAGACCCUCCAAAAUCUUUACCUACCCAUGAGUCAAGACCCUCGUUCUCUGAGGCUUUGCUAUUGGGCCUUAUUACUAUCUUCAGGGGGCACAAAGACCCAUAAUCUUAUACCUUUCCUACCAAAGGACUGGCAUUAUCAGUCACACACUUUAGACCUUAGAGCCUCCAGGGGCCACCAUGAAAGUAUGUUAUCAGUCUUGGCAACAGAGGAAAUACAAUGUGAAACUGGGAAGCAGCAAGGCCAACCUGUGUGACAGGAGAGAACUAAGUUGAAAAUAAUACUUUUCUGUGUGUGAACAUAAUAUUUGAAUAGCACUGUAUAAUAGUAAAUGCACUUUUACAUACAUUAGCUUUGUGAAUAUUGUAUCAUUGUUAGGACAAGCCCUCUGAGUUGUACACAUGGAUUUGCGUUGUUCUAACCUUCUAUUCAUGAAACAGUUAUUAAAACUCUUACUGGUGCCAGAAAAA
Molecule: messenger RNA, 6612 nt
Organism: Manis javanica (Malayan pangolin)
Lineage: Eukaryota; Metazoa; Chordata; Mammalia; Pholidota; Manidae
Gene: XKRX
Product: XK related X-linked
Cellular component (GO): membrane
Source: RefSeq, a predicted model, not a curated record